Molecule: messenger RNA, 231 nt
Organism: Zygotorulaspora mrakii
Lineage: Eukaryota; Fungi; Ascomycota; Saccharomycetes; Saccharomycetales; Saccharomycetaceae
Exons: 1
Coding region: 1-231 (76 amino acids)
Source: RefSeq, a predicted model, not a curated record
AUGAUUACCAGCGCAUCCGAAUGGGUCUAUAAUGAGACGCUGCAUGGUGAGUUACAAAAAAGAGAUAGAAAUAAGAACAAACAGGAAAGCCAGAUAUAUCAGCGAAGACACGUUUUGUUCCCUCCAAUUGUGGCUGGCCAAUUCAUUCCUGGAUCAAAAGAAUAUAUUCCUCUACAUCAUGACGGUAUCGUAAUCGGCCAACUUCAAAUGUUCACAGAGACACUGCAAUAA